Molecule: messenger RNA, 1100 nt
Organism: Schizophyllum commune H4-8
Lineage: Eukaryota; Fungi; Basidiomycota; Agaricomycetes; Agaricales; Schizophyllaceae
Exons: 4
Coding region: 81-875 (264 amino acids)
Source: RefSeq, a predicted model, not a curated record
GGGGGCAGCUGACGUCCUUCCUCGCUCCAUACGUCGUCCUCGGCCCCGACACCCAAGCAUUCACCUGAGUCCGCGGAACGAUGGCCACUUUGACCGAAACCACCACUUCUACACUCACUGACGAACGUACGAUGGGCGGACAGCAAGCGAAUGGGGGCCAACAGACGAGCACUGCGUCGCAGGAGGCCGACAUGUCGACAUUGGUGAACGGCAUUCAGGAUUCGGAGGGACAGCUGCUAGGCUCUCAUGCCACCACGUCCGAUCUGUCCGAGCUGCUGCUCGUGUGCAAGACCGUGCUGCAGCAGGGUGUGGACCUGCUGGACAAGCAGCUGACGGAGGACGCGCAGCUCACGAUGAAUAGCAAGUUCUUGCCGGGGUCGACGAUCGGCAAGCACCUCCGCCACGCGCGCGACCACUUCGUCCUGUUGCUCAACACCGUUGGCGCUCCCGCCAACAACGACGUCUCCCCUCAACCCCCCGCGCAUGCCAUAGCGCCUACCUCCACCCCCAGCGCGGCACCCUACCAGUUCUCCUACGACGUGCGCGUGCGCAACACGCCGAUGGAGACAAGUCGCAAGUCCGCCCGCGAAGCGCUCCUGGCGACGGUGCAGCAGCUCGAGGCGGUGGUACCGCGCGCGAAGGCGGACGCGAUAAUGCAGUUAGACGCGAUCACACCUUAUAUGCAGUCGUUCCCGACAAGCUUUGGAAGGGAGCUGUGGUUCUGUGCGCUACAUGCCGUGCAUCACUGGUCGAUGGUGCGCGUGAUUGCGGGGGAGAUGGGUAUUCAGACGCCUUCGGACUUUGGGUUUGCGCCGUCGACAUUGGUGUACCAAAAUCGCGAGGCCCCGCUCGGGACCACGAAGGGGAAGAUGUGAGGGGGGAGGAGCGGCUCGUAGUUAUCCUUGUACCGUACGCUCAUCGCUGCAAAAUAAUCGCUGGUAGCCUGGCUAGCUGGAAGUAUGUCGCUACAGCCUAAUUUCGGACAGUCCACCAUACAGAACGGCCCGAACUCAAGGCGAGAACGUCCCUCUGCCAGAGCACAGCCCAUCUAGGGGGUGAGAGACAAGAGGGGGGUGCGCCCAGAGGGUCCUCCGUCGUCG